Messenger RNA from Thlaspi arvense, 4291 nucleotides. The record is from the annotation of a GenBank genome assembly. NCBI's taxonomy places the organism in Eukaryota, Viridiplantae, Streptophyta, Magnoliopsida, Brassicales, Brassicaceae.
CCACUUUUAUAAAAUAAGUAAAAAAGAGCAAAGAACGUGAAACGAUCCGCGCGAGCCACACAAAAAAGGUUCCAGCACAGAGAAGAGAGAGAGAGAGAAGUUGCUUAGAGACGUUGUCGGACUUCAAACCAGUUUCGGUACCGGAAUUUAGGAACUCCGUUUAAAUCCGGAGCCAUCAAAAAAACAAAAAAAGGAUAAGCCUUUUCUUUUUUAUCCGUUCUUCUCCUUCUUCUAUUGGAAUUUUCGGAGAGUGAAGUCAGAAGUCAGGGGAAUUGUUCUUCAGUUUUCGUCAUCUGGGUUUUUAAUUUUCGGAGUUCAAUUUCGGAAUUAAGGUCGUUUGAAAGCUUCGGUGAGGGAAAGUUAGGGUUUUUUUCUCCAGAAUUUGGUUUGUUUGACUCAGAGAGAUCUCUUCAAAUUUCUGUUUUUCUUUUCUGAGAAAUUGUAAAGGAUGUCCACGCCUCUGAAGGUGUGGCAACGUUGGACUACUCCACCGAAAGCGACAAAUCCAGAUUCGGGUUUAGACAUGGUGACCCCAGUUCCGGGUCGGGUCAGUGAGAUCCAGUACGACGAUCCAAGGAGACUGCCUGAGAAAGUUUCAGAGCUUGAAAAAGAGCUCAUGCCAUUUGCAAAACUUGGUUUACUAUUUCAAAGAUUUGCGUCUUAUGGUUAUUGCAUAGCACGUGACAUUAUAGUUCCAAGGAUCUUUAAGAAUUUGCUUUUUGAGUACCAACACAACCUGGGACUUCUUCUGAUCGAGCAAAAGGAGUGGAGUUCCAAAUAUGAAGAACUUCAACAGGAACUUGAGGAGGUAAACGAGUGCCUUAAGCGUGAACGCAAUGCCCUUAUGAUUGCUGUAGCAGAUGUUGAGAAGCGAGAAGAGGGUUUGAGGAAAGCUCUGGGGAUUGAGAAGCAGUGUGCACUUGAUCUGGAGAAGGCUCUGCGUGAACUACGCUCUGAAAACGCAGAGAUAAAAUUUACAGCUGACUCGAAGUUGACUGAGGCGGAUGCAUUGGUUAGAAGUGUUGAAGAAAAAUCUCUGGAAGUUGAGGCAAAGCUGCGUGCUGUUGAUGCAAGACUUGCUGAAGUUAGUAGAAAGAGUUCGGAGGUGGAGAGGAAGGCAAAGGAAGUGGAAGCUCGAGAAAGUUCCCUUCAAAGGGAGCGAUUUUCCUACAUUGCUGAACGAGAAGCAGAUGAGGCAACUUUGUCAAAGCAGAGGGAGGACUUGCGUGAAUGGGAAAGAAAGUUGCAAGAAGGAGAAGAAAGAGUUGCUAAAUCUCAGAUGAUUGUUAAACAGAGAGAGGAUAGGGCAAAUGAAAGCGAUAAGAUUAUCAAGCAAAAGGGAAAAGAACUUGAAGAGGCGCAAAAGAAGAUCGAUGUUGCUAACCUCGCUUUGAAGAAGAAAGAAGACGAUUUCACCUCAAGGAUAAAAGCUCUUGCUUUAAGGGAGCAAGAAACUGAUGUGCUGAAGAAAUCCAUAGAGACGAAAGAGCGAGAGCUGCAAGCUCUGCAAGAGAAACUGGAUGCCAGAGACAAGGCAAGCCCUCUCUCCCUCACACUCUCUCUCUCAUAUGCAUUUCUCUGUCACUCCCUAUCUAUGGAUGACAUCUGUGCAACUGAUUACGUUGCAGUUCAGCAACUAAUUGAUGAGCACCAAGCUAAAUUGGAGGCAACACAGCGUGAGUUUGAGUUGGAAAUGGAGCAGAAAAGAAAGUCUAUCGAUGACAGCUUGAGGAGCAAGGUUGCUGAAGUGGAAAAGAGGGAGGCUGAGUGGAAGCACACGGAGGAGAAAGUUGCUAAACGUGAACAGGCAUUAGAUAAGAAACUGGAGAAGCUUAAAGAAAAAGAAAACAGCUUUGAACUAAGGCUGAAAGACGUAAAUGGCAGAGAGAAAGCCUUGAGAAGCGAGGAGAAGGCAUUGGAAACCGAGAAGGUAAAACUGCUCGAGGAUAAGGAAACCAUUCUCAACCUUAAAGUUGAAGUCGAGAAAGGAGAGGCUAAAAAUGAAUUACAGCUAUCGAAAAUUCUCAAAGAGAUUGAGAGGCUUGUAGUUACUGAGGAGGAGAGGUCUGAGUAUCUUCGUCUGCAAACCGAAUUAAAGGAGCAAAUAGAAAAGUCCAGGUCUCAACAGGAGCUGCUUUCGAAUGAGGUUGAGGAUCUGAAGGCUCAAAGGGAAUGUUUCGAGAGAGAAUGGGAAGAACUUGAUGAGAGGAAAGCUGAGAUCGAGUCCCAACUAAAGAAUGUAACUGAUCAGAAAGAAAAACUAGAGAGGCACAUUCACUUGGAAGAAGAAAGGCUGAAAAAGGAAAAGCAAGCAGCAAAUGACAACAUGCAAAGGGAGCUAGAAACUUUUGAAGUGGCCAAAGCUUCAUUUGCAGAGACGAUGGAGCAUGAGCGUUCAGUGAUCUCUAAGAAAGCCGAGAGCGAAAGAAGCCAACUGCUUCAUGAUAUUGAAAUGCUCAAAAGGAAGCUCGAGGCUGAUAUGCAGACUAAACUGGAAGAAAGGGAAAGGGAGCUGCAAGCGAAAGAGAAGUUAUUUGAGGAAGAGAGAGAGAAGGAACUGAGCAAUAUUAACUACAUAAGAGACGUAGCCAGAAGAGAAAUGACGGAUGUGCAGAACGAUAGACAGAGAAUAGAGAAAGAAAAGCUAGAAGUUGAUGCUAGUAAAAAACAUCUGGAGGAGCAGCAGACAGAGAUUCGGAAAGAUGUUGAUGACCUUGUUUCUUUAACCAAGAAACUGAAGGAGCAACGGGAACAAUUUAUUAGCGAGAGAAACCGUUUCCUUUCUUCCAUGGAAAGUAAUAGGAACUGCAAUCCUUGUGGUGAACUGAUGUCAGAGCUCGUUCUUCCUGAAAUUGACAACCUGAAAAUGCCUAAUUUGUCAAAACUGACAAACAUUCUUGAGAACGAAGCGCCAAGGCAGGAAAUGAGGGAUAUAUCCCCAACUGCUACUGCCUUAGGAUUGCCAGUUUCUGGUGGGACGGUGUCAUGGCUCCGGAAAUGCACUUCAAAGAUUCUCAAGUUGUCCCCAAUAAAAAUGACAGAAACCUCUGGUGCUGAUCAAGAAACUCAGAAUACUGAGCAAGCUAACGUGAACGGUGGACCAUCAACUAUGCUUCAGGCCCAAUCUGAAGGUGACACAAGAGAAGUCGAUGUCACUAAUGCAAACUCAGACGGUGAGCAGAGCAACGUCAACAGCAAGGCUCAAGAAGCUGCUGCAGAUUCUUUGUCUAAUCUAAAUGCUGAUGGUCAGUCACGCAUGAGAGUGAAAGCCAGAGUCAGAAGAACACGCUCUGUCAAAGCUGUUGUCGAGGAUGCGAAAGCUAUCUAUGGAAAUUCUAUAGUAUUCAAUGAGCCCGAUGAUUCCACAGAAAACGUUGAGGACUCUGCUAAUGCAAAUGAUGGAAGCACGGGUGAACCUGGUCGCUCUGAUAAAAGUACUUCAAAGAAUGGACGGAAACGUGGCCGUAUGGGUUCUUUGAGAGCUUGUACUACUGAGCAGGAUGGUAACGAGAGUGAUGGAAAAUCAGAUAGUGUCACCGGAGGAGAAGGUGAGCGUAGGAAGAGGCGGCAAAAAGUUGCAUCUAAACAACCAGAAGGAGUGGUGGAAGAAAGAUAUAAUUUCCGGCAACCUAGAAGGGGCGCGGGAAAGACGGCGAUUGGUAAGAAGAAUGAAGAGACUGGUGGAGUGCAACAAAACGAGGAUAUAUACUGUGCUCAAACCACUGCCACAGCAUCAGUAAGCGUUGCUGUUAGCGAUAAUGGAGUAAGCAUGAAUGCGGUGCAGCGUGAAACAAGGGCAGACUCUGAGGAUACAGAUGCUGGCUCGCCCAAAAGAACAAUGGAGAGUGCGGCAAUGAGUGAAGAUGAUGUGAACAAAACACCUGAGAGGGCAGACUCAGAUGAUGAAUCAGAAUCAGAACAUCCCGGGAAUGUCUCAAUGGGUAAGAAGCUCUGGACUUUCUUGACGACGUAGCCCCCCAUCUUUGAUCAGGAUGUAGCAAUUGGCGUAUGAUGAUGAAGAACCAAAGCUUCUUCUUUCUGUUGACAGUAUUAGUGUUUGGUUCUUGAUCUCUCUUAGCUUAUCUUAGGAGACGUUUUCUUUUAUCUUUGGUGUUAACUUGGUGUGGAUUUUUUUUCCACCAAAAUGUAGUGUUUUCUUUCUAGUUUUCUACCACUUUAGUUGCAAUCUUUGUUAAAAGGAUAAUUCUCAAUUCUUUUGGUCUGUUUUAGAUGAUUUUUUAUUUUAUUUUAUGAGAGUGAUCUAUUAUUUGUUCUUUUCUUUCUUUCUUUC